This is a messenger RNA of Anopheles moucheti, 4764 nucleotides long. It is a transcript of the gene DAAM, whose product is annotated as disheveled-associated activator of morphogenesis 1. Gene Ontology annotation, biological process: positive regulation of actin filament polymerization; actin cytoskeleton organization. The transcript is spliced from 6 exons. The record is from RefSeq and is a predicted model, not a curated record. NCBI's taxonomy places the organism in Eukaryota, Metazoa, Arthropoda, Insecta, Diptera, Culicidae. Bases 306 to 3863 code for a protein of 1185 amino acids. Gene Ontology annotation, molecular function: actin binding; small GTPase binding.
GUAUCCCGACGUGUCCGAUCAAUUUGGCCACGUUGCGGACGCGGCUGCCCGAUCUCGGCAGCUGGAGUUUGCCCCACAUAUGCAAGGAAGCGGUCACCAACAGUGGCGGCACCACCACACCGGAGGGCACUUCCGGUAACUACAGCAGCAACAUCACCGCCACGGCCGACGCCUUCUAUCAGCCGACGGUGCCGGGUACGCUUCACACGGUUCCGGCCAACGGUACGGCCGUCACCGUACAGCCCACGGCUCAGCAACACUACCACCAGACGAACCUGCACAAACACUACAAGGCACACAAAAAGAUGCCGGCCUUCCGUGGACGCCGGGGCUGGUGUGGUUGCCUGCAGGAUGACGAACCUCCCGAAAUCUGUGUGGUCGAAGGAGUGUUCUCCCUGCAAACUCUCACACCAACCCAACCGAUGCCGGCGAUCGAUGAGCUCGACAUCAAGUUUGCCGAGCUGGUCGAAGAGCUGGAUCUUACCGCACCGAACAAAGCGGCCAUGAUGAGCCUACCGCCACAGAAAAAGUGGCAAAUCUACUGCUCACGCAAAAGUCCCCUGGACAGCGGACCGAACGGUACACCGCUCCAGACAGUUCCUCCCUCGCCCGAACACUACAUCGAACGGUUAAAGGAUAUGGCAGUGCAGCUGAAAGCUUGCGCACCGGACGAAUCACCUACGCACGAAUACGGACCCAAGAUCGAAUCGCAGACGGCAUUGUUCGAUGCGCUCAAAACGGCACUCCGUACAUCGGCACACAGUUUCGUGAUUCGGUUUAUUGAACUGCAAGGACUGCCGGCAUUGCUGGAGCUACUGCAGGUUCUCGAUAUACGGGUAGCGAACAGCCCAUUGCACACCAGCCUGAUCGGAUGCAUCAAGGCACUGAUGAACAACUCUACCGGACGGUCGCAUGUGCUCGCCCAUCCGACCGGAAUCGAUACGAUCGCACGUUCGCUGGCGGCUGACAACAUCAAGACCAAGAUUGCCGCACUCGAAAUACUCGGUGCGGUUUGUUUGGUGCCCGGUGGACACAAGAAGGUGCUGAAUGCGAUGCUUAAUUAUCAGGAGUACGCGGCAGAACGUGCCCGGUUCCAGGGCAUCGUCAACGAUCUCGACCGCUCGACCGGUGCGUAUCGGGAUGACGUCAACCUGAAGACGGCCAUCAUGUCGUUCAUCAAUGCCGUGCUGAACUACGGCCCCGGACAGGAGAACCUCGAGUUUCGGUUGCACCUGCGAUACGAGUUCCUGAUGCUCGGUAUCCAGCCCGUCAUCGACAAGCUGCGCAAGCACGAAAACGAAACCCUCAACCGCCAUCUUGACUUUUUCGAGAUGGUCCGCAACGAGGACGAAAAGGAGCUGGCCCGCAAGUUCGAUCACGAGCAUGUGGACACCAAGAGCGCAUCGGCUAUGUUUGAUCUGAUUCGCCGUAAACUAAGUCAUUCGCCGGCCUAUCCGCACCUGCUGUCACUGUUGCAGCAUAUGCUACUGCUUCCACCACCUACCACCGGUCCGAACGCACAGCACUGGUUGCUGUUCGAUCGGGUGGUGCAGCAGUUGGUCCUACAGCACGAAGAACGCCCCGCCAGUGACUGUCUCGAUCCGGAUGCGCCCGGUGUGGACAAGCGUUCCGAAACCGGUUCGGUUGCGUCCUCCUCGCUAAAGCUGCAAGACCCGGACGUAACACCACUCUCGAUCGAUGUGCGCAAGAUCGUGAAGUUGCUGGUAAAGGAAGAAGAACUAGUGGCGUCCCGAACACGAGCCGACGAUCUGGAGCGUGAAAACUCCGAAAUAGCGGCUCGGCUAGCCAAGAAGGAACAGGAUCUCGACCAUCGGACGCAGGAAAAGGAAGAUCUGGAGACAUCUUUGGCGCGUAUGCGAGAACGGUUGGAAAAGGAAAGUGCCAAUCACUCACAAGCGGUACAACGGGCACUCAAUGCGGAGAUGCGUGCCGAAGAUCUGCAGCAUCGGUUUGUGAGCGAGCAACAGGAACGGCUUCGCCUGGAGCGGCUCGUCACGGAGGGUAGCAUCCCGGACGAUCAGAAAGUUGCCGGAUUGCAGGGAGCCAACUGUAAUGGGCAGGCAACGUCACCUCCACCGCCACCACCAGCACCCUGCAAACUACCACCACCUCCACCACCACCAAUGAUGAUGCCAGCCGCUCCGCCACCACCUCCAGCACCGGGCGGUAUGCCUAAGCUGGCGCCGGCCGGUCCGCAGGCACCGGCAGCACCGAAAGCACCAGAAGCACCGAAAAAGAACGUUCCCCAACCGGCCAAUCCGCUCAAAAGUUUCAACUGGUCAAAGCUGCCCGACAGCAAGCUGACGGGUACGGUGUGGAGUGAGCUGGACGAUACCAAGUGGUACAACAGCAUUGAACUCGAGUCGAUCGACAAGCUGUUCUCCGCCUACCAGAAGAACGGUGUUGCGGUAAGUGAUCGUCGGGUGUCCAUGGAACUAUGCAUUACUGAUAUGCAUCUUCUUGAUUUUCGCUUCCCACAGAAUGAUGGCUCGAUCGAGGAUCUUCGUUUGAUUGGUAAGAAUAAGGCCAAAAUUUUGUCCGUGAUUGAUGGUCGCAGAGCACAAAACUGCACCAUUCUGCUCAGCAAGCUCAAAAUGACUGAUGAGGAGAUCUCAAAAGCCAUCUUAUCGAUGGACUCCAAUGAACAGUUGCCGAUCGACAUGGUUGAGCAACUGCUCAAGUUCACUCCUUCGGCCGAAGAACGUGCACUUUUGGACGAACAUUCGGAAGAUAUUGAUUCACUAGCACGUGCCGAUCGGUUUCUUUACGAAAUCUCAAAGAUACCUCACUACGAGCAGCGGUUACGUAGUCUACACUACAAGAAGCGUUUCCAGGUCACCGUAAACGAUCUAGCGCCGAGGAUCGCCAGCGUGAUGGAGGCAUCGCGCGAAGUAGCACGCUCUCGCAAGCUUCGGAAGCUGCUCGAACUAGUCCUGGCGCUAGGAAACUACAUGAACCGUGGAGCUCGUGGCAAUGCGUCAGGUUUCCGACUAGCGUCCCUGAACCGACUGGCGGACACAAAGUCAAGUGCAGCCAAGGGCACCACGUUGCUCCACUACCUGGUGCAAAUCAUCGAGAAGAAGUUUAAGGACAUUCUGACGCUCGAGGAAGAUUUGCCACACGUGAAGGAAGCCUCGAAGGUGUCGCUCGGUGAGAUGGACAAAGACAUUACGAUGCUUCGUGCCGGACUGGCGGAAGUAAACCGUGAGAUCGAGUUUCAUCGGAGCAGCGGUGCAUCACAGCCUGGUGACCGGUUCCUGCCCGUGAUGAGAGAAUUCCACGCCCAGGCGUCGGUGCGGUUUGCCGAGCUGGAGGACCAAUUCCAGGACAUGAAAACGAGGUUUGACCGUGCCGUUCGACUAUUCGGCGAGGAUGGUUCAGUGGUGCAGCCGGAAGAAUUCUUCGGCAUCUUUGAUGGUUUCCUGUCCGCACUUAUGGAGGCUAAGCAGGAUAAUGAGAACUUCCGGCGGCGUCAGGAAGAGGAGGAAAAGCGUGCCAAGCAGGAGGCUGAGCUAAAGAAACGCACCAUUGAGCGUAAAACAAAGGAAGGGCUCCUGAAUUCGGUGGCCGGUAAGUUGGGCCUCAAACCGAAACAUACGAACGGUACCAAUGGGGGUCCAGUCACGGCAGCCGAUGCCAACAACAAGGGUGAGUUCGAUGACCUCAUUUCGGCACUCAGGACGGGCGACGUGUUCGGUGAGGAUAUGGCCAAAUUUAAGCGUUCGCGCAAAACACGCCUCGGACCGAACGGGACCAACAAUACGUCGCCACCGCGCAGUCGUAACAGCGUUGGACGUGAGGACAGCCGUGAACGGACCGGUGUACCUAACCGGCGACAGUAGACGUAAGCGGAAGUAAUGCGCACACUCAAUACCCCUAAAAACAAGAUGUCCUCCAAUUCGGAGCGCUAGCCGUUAUAGAUAGAGAUGUAACCGUAAACGGCCAGUAGAUAAAUCAAUCUCAGUGUGAAACACACAGCACAACCAUGUAUGUGUGUGAGUUAGACGUCGUACCAUUUUUUUUUUUGGGUCUUUUGUGUUUGUUGGGUACGCUACAUAGACAUCUGAGGCAAACGAAGGAAAACGAUUAGUUGCAGGGAAAAUAUGCACGGCGACAUCAGGCCAAAUUUAUAUACGUACCAUUAGGCAAAGAUGUAGAGAUCACGAGACAGCUUCAAUCAUAAGUUUCUGUGCGUGUCCUUACGAAAUUCCUUAUUUUAAGCUGCUCCAGCUGGACAAGUCCUUCCCUACUUGUGUCGUUAGGUUGUUGUAUUUCCAUUUGUACAGUGCUUGUAUGCUAGCUUUAAGUUCACCUUCGAUCCCUCGUACGACAUCGAAACCAAGAGUCAUCGUUAUCAACCUAAAAGGUCUUCCUUCUUUAUAGAGAUAGCAACUCAUCCAUCUCCUUUAAAACGUUCUGUCCCAGUUGGUUCCGUUUUGUCGUGUAAUUAAUUUAUUUUAAUCCUUAUGCAUGCAUUCCUACUAUUUCUCGCUAUGAAGUUUGUGCGGUAGUUUGAGGUGUACUCAAUGAGAUGGAGCAAUAGAGCGUAUCAAAGGGAAAGGUUUAGAGAAAAUGAAUACGAUUAUUUGCAACAUGUGCGUAGUACAUUCACGAAUGUACGAAUGUUUGCUUUCACAGUAACGAGAUUAUUCAAAUAGAUAUUAUUCUGAAGCAAAAGUAACAACAACAAAAAUCCCACGCACACACUGUCUGUGUAUAAAGGCUUAUAUUUUCGAAACACUU